Fusarium sp. VM40 is the source of this 2883-nucleotide messenger RNA. NCBI's taxonomy places the organism in Eukaryota, Fungi, Ascomycota, Sordariomycetes, Hypocreales, Nectriaceae. The record is from the annotation of a GenBank genome assembly.
AUGGUCAAGUCCUACCUAAAGUACGAGCAUGGCAGGACUUUUGGCGUUGUCGCCUUGCCUACUUCGAACAUAGUAUGGUCCUCCAAAGAUCGAACAGGAUCCGGCGCGGGACAGGCGAUCGUCGCAGCGAACGAAGAGGUUCUCUGCUGGGACAUAAAGAAGGGUGAACUACUGAGCCGCUGGAGAGACGAACGAUGCACGGUGUCUGUAACUGCGAUCGCGCAAAGCAAAGCCGACAAGGACGUCUUUGCUGUUGGAUACGAGGAUGGCAGCAUUCGACUAUGGGACAGCAAGAUCUCCUCCGUCAUUCUCAACUUCAACGGCCACAAGUCUGCAAUCACCAAGCUUGUAUUCGAUAAGUCUGGUGUGAGACUUGCCAGUGGUUCCAAGGACACGGAUAUCAUCAUCUGGGAUCUUGUUGCGGAAGUCGGACAGUUCAAGCUCAGAGGACACAAAGACCAGAUUACUGGACUUCAGUUUGUUGAGCCAGAGCCUCAGGUACAGGAUGAGGAUGGCACACAGGCUAUGGUCAUUGAUGGCGAAGGAGCGCAUGAUGGUUUCCUCUUGACGACCGGCAAAGACUCUCUAAUCAAGCUCUGGGAUCUCUCGUCAAGAUACUGCAUUGAGACUCACAUCUCGCAAACUAACGGCGAGUGCUGGGCGUUGGGAUUGUCGCCAGAUUACAGUGGUUGCGUUACAGCCGGAAACGAUGGCGAGAUCAAGGUCUGGUCACUGGAUGCUGAUGGUCUUGCAUUGAGCGCCCGCAAGGUCGACACGCCUGCUGCGGCCCGAUAUCUCCACGACCGCGGAACAUUACACAGGCAGAGCAAGGACAGGGCGACAGAAGUAGUGUUCCACCCUAAGAAAGAUUACUUUGCUGUCCACGGCUCAGAAAAGGCAGUUGAUGUGUGGCGGAUACGAACCGAGGUCGAGAUAAAAAAGGCACUGGCCCGUAAGCGAAGAAGAAGACGCGAGAAGGCCAAGGAUGGAAAGGCCGCCGAGGAGGAAGUAGUAGGAGAAGAGUCUGUGGAUGUUUCAAAGGCUGACAUCAGCGACGUCUUUGUCCAAUAUGUCAUCGUGCGAACAGGAGGCAAGAUCCGCUCAGUUGACUGGGCUGUACCCAGCGGACAGAAAGACCUUCACCUGUUGGUAGGAACCACAAACAACCUACUCGAGUACUACAGCCUGCCGUCCAAGGACAAGAGCGAAAAAUCAAAGAGAGAAGACGUGCCCGAUUACACAAGGGCACUAUCUAUCGAACUCCCUGGCCACCGAACAGAUAUUCGAGCUCUGUCACUCAGCUCCGACGACAAAAUGCUGGCGUCUGCAUCCAACGGUAGCUUGAAGAUCUGGAAUAUCAAGACACAGAACUGCAUCCGAACAUUCGAGUGCGGUUAUGCGCUCUGCUGUUCUUUCCUCCCAGGAGACAAGGUUGUUGUUGUUGGUACCAAGAGUGGUGAGCUGCAGCUCUUCGACGUGGCAUCAGCAGCGCUUCUUGAUAGUGUUGACGCCCACGAGGGUGCCAUCUGGUCUCUGAAUGUCCACCCUGAGGGCCAGUCUGUUGUUUCUGGCAGUGCAGAUAAGACCGCCAAGUUCUGGGAUUUCAAGAUUGUUCAAGAAGAGGUUCUUGGCACAAAAAGAACAACACCAAAGCUAAAGCUGCAGCACUCUAGGACACUGAAGGUCGCUGACGAUAUUCUGAGUCUGAAAUUCUCGCCGGACUCAAAGCUUCUGGCUGUUGCGCUCCUGGAUAACACAGUCAAGGUCUUCUUUGUCGACUCUCUAAAGCUCUACCUUAACCUCUACGGCCACAAGCUUCCCGUUUUAAGCAUGGACAUCUCAUACGACAGCAAGUUGAUCGUGACAAGUUCAGCCGACAAGAACAUCAGGAUAUGGGGUCUCGACUUUGGUGACUGCCACAAGGCCCUUUUUGGACACCAGGACAGUAUUCUUCAAAUCGCAUUUGUACCGCACAACAACGACGGCAACGGCCAUCACUUUUUCAGCAGCAGCAAGGACCGCACGAUCCGGUACUGGGAUGGCGACAAGUUCGAGCAGAUCCAGAGAUUGGACGGCCACCAUGGCGAAGUAUGGGCCAUCGCUGUCUCCCACAGCGGCUACUUCUUGGUUAGUGCCGGCCACGACAAGAGCAUCCGAGUCUGGGACGAGAGUGAGGAGCAGAUCUUCCUUGAGGAAGAGCGCGAGAAGGAGAUCGAGGAGUUGUACGAGAGCACCCUUACUACAUCCCUAGAACGAGAUGCCGACGCUCAGGACGAGAACAACGAGGUUGAUGCGGCGGGCAAGCAGACUACAGAGACUCUCAUGGCUGGUGAGAGGAUAGCAGAGGCUCUCGAGAUGGGCAUGGCUGAUCUUAGCCUCCUGAGAGAGUACGAGGAAGCCAAACUCACAAAUCCCCACGCCCAGCCUCCGCAGCGCAACCCCAUCUUCCUCGCCCUCGGCAACAUCACCGCCGAAGCUUACGUCCUCUCUGUUCUGCAGAAGAUCAAGGCCUCUGCGCUGCACGAUGCGCUCCUGGUGCUCCCCUUCGCCACCGUCCCCAUGCUCUUCACUUUUCUCAACAUUUUUGCCAUGCGCUCAAUGAACAUGCCCUUGACAUGCCGUAUUCUUUUCUUCAUGCUCAAGACGCAUCACAAGCAGAUUGUUGCCAGCCGUACUAUGAAGACCAUGCUUGACGGCAUCCGCAUCAACCUCCGCGCUUCGCUUAAGCGCCAGAAGGACGAGAUGGGUGUCAACAUCGCUGCCCUCAAGGUCGUGGGCAUGCAGAUUCGUGAUAAGAGCAUCAAGGACUACGUGGAUGAGAAUUGGGAGGAGGAGAACGAUAAAGGAAGUGCUAAGAAGAGGACAUUUGUUGACGUUGCGUAA